GGUGGUAUCCAUUCCUCUCAUUCUCUGACAUCUAGUCUCUAGUCCUGGAUGAUCACUGAACUCAGAAAAGGCACUGGAAGCCCUGGAGUCAGAAAAACAAAAACAAAAACAAACUUCUGUUCUCUCCAAGCUGCACUCAUUAAGAGAGAAAUGAGGAUUCAUAUUGCAGAAAGUUUUCUAACAAGGUUAAGCCUUGAUUAACUGGAGAACUCCAUGAGUCAGAACAAACUUGUUGGGACCUAGCGUGAGCUUUACCUGUAGUUGGAGCUCAGUGAAUUCCCCUAAGAUUAUGGUUGAAAUUGCACCACAGAAAGAUCUCAGCCACUCACAGGUGCUUGUCGUCCCAGGGUCCUGUCUGCCCCAGCAUUUCCUUUCUGCUUUUCUUCCCCUUUCUUGCAUGAAGAGACAUCUAGGCUGAUAGGAAAUGUGAUGACUCAUCUGACAUCAGAUCGAAUCCUUUUUAUUCGCCCUUCAUGUCUGCCUCAGUCUCUGAUCCUGGGAAUAACCAUGUGAAGUCCUGGGGAUGUUUUGAUUUCUCAGAAGACACACACAGAUUGCAGUGGGCUUCUGAUGAUGUCAAGGUUGGAUGCAUGUGGCUGACUGAUAGUUCUUUGUUUUCCACAAUCCUUUGCCUAGAAAAAAGGAAUCCAAGUGUGUUUUGACCAUGCCGACCAGCAAGGGGCAGGGAUUCUUUCACAGGGGCUUGUAUCUCUGGCUGUGUGUGUUCACACCUUUCUUUAAAGGUGGUGCGGGCUGUGCAACUGAGGAGAGGCUUUUCCACAAACUGUUUUCUCAUUACAACCAGUUCAUCAGGCCCGUGGAAAACGUUUCUGACCCCGUCACGGUGCACUUUGAAGUGGCCAUCACCCAGCUGGCCAACGUGGAUGAAGUAAACCAGAUCAUGGAAACCAAUUUGUGGCUGCGUCACAUCUGGAAUGAUUAUAAAUUGCGCUGGGAUCCAAUGGAAUAUGAUGGCAUUGAGACUCUUCGAGUUCCCGCGGAUAAGAUUUGGAAGCCCGACAUUGUUCUCUAUAACAAUGCUGUUGGUGACUUCCAAGUCCAAGGCAAGACAAAAGCUCUUCUUAAAUACAAUGGCAUGAUAACCUGGACUCCACCAGCUAUUUUUAAGAGUUCCUGCCCUAUGGAUAUCACCUUUUUCCCUUUUGAUCAUCAAAACUGUUCCCUAAAAUUUGGUUCCUGGACGUAUGACAAAGCUGAAAUUGAUCUUCUAAUUAUUGGAUCAAAAGUGGAUAUGAAUGAUUUUUGGGAAAACAGUGAAUGGGAAAUUAUUGAUGCCUCUGGCUACAAACAUGAUAUCAAAUACAACUGUUGUGAAGAGAUAUACACAGAUAUAACCUAUUCUUUCUACAUUAGAAGAUUGCCGAUGUUUUACACAAUUAAUCUGAUCAUCCCCUGUCUCUUUAUUUCAUUUCUAACCGUGUUGGUCUUUUACCUUCCUUCAGACUGUGGUGAAAAAGUGACGCUUUGUAUUUCAGUCCUGCUUUCUCUGACUGUGUUUUUGCUGGUCAUCACAGAGACCAUCCCGUCCACAUCUCUGGUGGUCCCACUGGUGGGUGAGUACCUGCUGUUUACCAUGAUCUUUGUCACACUGUCCAUCGUGGUGACUGUGUUUGUGUUGAACAUACACUACCGCACCCCAGCCACACACACCAUGCCCAGGUGGGUGAAGACAGUUUUCCUGAAGCUGCUGCCCCAAGUCCUGCUGAUGAGGUGGCCUCUGGACAAGACAGGUGGCACAGGCUCUGAUACAGUGCCCAGAGGCCUUGCCAGGAGGCCUGCCAAAGGCAAGUUUGCAAGCCUUGGGGAACCCAGACAUCUUAAAGAAUGCUUCCACUAUCACAAAUCAAAUGAACUUGCCACCAGCAAGAGAAGAUUGAAUCAUCAGCCGUUACAGUGGAUGGUAGAAAAUUGGGAGCACUCGCCUGAAGUUGAAGAUGUGAUUAACAGUGUUCAAUUCAUAGCGGAAAACAUGAAGAGCCACAAUGAAACCAAGGAGGUAGAAGAUGACUGGAAAUACGUGGCCAUGGUGGUGGACAGAGUAUUUCUUUGGGUAUUUAUAAUUGUCUGUGUGUUUGGAACUGCAGGGCUAUUUCUACAGCCACUACUUGGGAGCACAGGAAAAUCUUAAAAUGUAUUUUCCUUUAUGUUCAGAAAUUUACAGACACCAUAUUUGUUCUGCAUUCCCUGCCACAAGGAAAGGAACGCAAAGGCUUCCCACGCAAGUCCCCCAUCUGCUAAAGCUGAUGGCUAGAUGGAAAAAGAGGACUUUCUUGCACCUCAGGAGGCGGAAUAUCCUCCAGUGUAGCACAGGGGGAGAAGUGAGAAGUGUUAUGACAUUAGUGCCCAGAUUGGGCAGCACCCACGGCUACAGUAUCAGGUCAGUUUUCUCAUGUCUGUGUGUUUGGCUUCCCAGGACACAGAUGACUUACAAUACAGCCUAACUAUGUAAUUGACAUCAAGCCACACUAAGAAGUUCUGCUUUACCUCCAGCGGUUGCUGUUUCUCAGUAUUAUGACAUAUGACAGGUGAACUCCGGGAAUUGGACCUUGCAACAUUUGUGAACUGUUUACAAUACUUGUGAACUAUUGCAUCCUUGAUUUCUUGUGCAUGUCUCUGUGAUGUAGCUCACCCCCCUCAGCAUUAUUUGAUAUAGAUUGUUUGUUUU
This is a messenger RNA of Macaca mulatta (Rhesus monkey), 2686 nucleotides long. The record is from RefSeq and is a predicted model, not a curated record. Lineage: Eukaryota; Metazoa; Chordata; Mammalia; Primates; Cercopithecidae.